AUGUUCGCGUUAUUUUAUUAUUUACAAUAUUUGUUGCUGCUAUAUUCAAUAUUUCCAUGCUUCAUUAUUAAUCGACAAAUCAGUUAUGCGCAAUAUCAAUAUACCUCAAAACUUGAUUAUCGUCGUCGUCCAAGCCAUUUAAUUAUUAAUAAUAUUAAAAAAUUACGACCAUUUAAAUCUACUAAUAUUGUAACGGAACCAUUUGAUCAACAAAUAAAACAAUCAUUACAAAUAAUGAACAAUACGAUAUUGGAGCGUUCACAUGAUGAAUUCCAAAAUAUCAUAAAACAAACCUAUCCACGAUCAAAAUUAUUCUCGUCCUAUUCCAAAAAUGAAAUGAAUCGUAUAUUACCGAAAGUAAUUUCACCAUUUCUACAAAAUUUUAAUGAUAAUGGAAAUGAAGAGAAGCCAAUAAGUGUAAAACCAAAAUUAAGAUCAACAUCAACAACAACAGCAACAACAACAACAACCACAACAACAACAAUAACAAUAACACCUCUAACAUCACAACCAAUGCUAUUAAGUCGUAUAUCACCAGGAAUUAAUAUUGAUGAAGCAAAACAAGCUAGGAUACAGGCUAGAUGGCGUAAACUGGGUCCACUGGUGAAAUCGAUACAAUAUCCGUAUGUUCGGCGAAAUUGGAAUCGUAUUAUUUUAACAAAAGAUAGCAAUGAACCAUCACAUUUUUCAAAUCGAAUGCAAAAAAUUAUCAAACGAUUACGACAACAACAACAACAACAGCAGUCAGCACAAAUACUAAUUGAUCCUGAAAAAGUUGAAAAACGACCUCGUGUGGAUGGAAUAUUACUUUCAAAUGUUGAAAUAAAGUCAAAAUUAUUCCCCAACGAAGUAGAUGAAUGGCCAACAGAAAUAGUAAAACCAACAACUACCACAUUAUCAACAACAACAACUACUACUGCAAUUGUUACCACUACAGUACCUGUUACCAAUUUUGUUACCGAAAUUACUCCAAAACCAACAACCAUUGAUACCAUUGCUUUUACUGAUAAUGCACCAACUAUUAUACCCACAACAACCAUCACAUCUACAAUUGCUUCAUCGCUUUCUUCAUCAUCGUUGACCACUUCAAUUCCUACUUCAAUAACUGAUUUCGAUAGCACGACAACAACCACUGAACCGAAUUCAUUUCCGUUCAGCACAUCAUCAAAUGACUAUCAUUUUCGAAAAAUUACACCGGCGAAGAAAUUUAAAUUUGCUCAGAAAUUUCGGCGGCAACCACGACUUAAGAUACGAAAACCGGAUGAUAGAGGACCUUUAAGAGGUAAUCAAACAGCAUCCGGACGAAGUCCAAUUAUUUUACCUCAACUUGAACCGUUAAAUUUGGAAAAUAAAAUUGGACAGGAAAGUCUAAACAAUGAUGCAAAUGGUCCUUCAGUUGAUUCAAGUGAUUUAUUCGGUGGUGCAUCGAGUAGUGGAUUUGAUAAUUUUGAUAAAUCAAUAGAGUUUAAAUCAGAAUCUGGUAAAACUGAAAUAGAUAAUGCAGGAUUUGGUACCGGGAAAUUUCCAACUGAUGAAUAUGGUUUAACAGGAUUUGGUGGUGGUAAACCACCACCGGUUGAUUUUAGUCAAGCAAAUGUUGGUAUAUUUGGUAGCAGUGAACAUAAACAAUCAACAGAUGAUCAUAACACCAUAAUAUCAACAGAUCAUGAGACAACAAAAAUGACAACCGAAAGAAUUGAUAGUACGGAUUCUUCAGUCGAAACAACAUCAUUGCAAACUACACAACAUUUAAGCAUAACAUCAUCAACUAAUUCACAAUCGGUUUUAAAAAAUUCCGGAUUAAUUCCUGCAUUACCACCCUCCGAAUUUGACGGUGAUUUUGGAACAGGAAAAAGAGGAGCAGUAUUAGGAGGUACAUUUCGUGGAACACAAACAGGAUUCAAUAAUUUCGAUAAUGAAGUUAAAGAAUCGAUAUUUACCGGUGAUUCUGCAUUAACACCAAAUCGGUUGGGUCCAACUGGUGAUGGUCUUGGACCACCGAUUCCAUCCGGUGCAGCUAUACCACCACCGGUACCAGCUGUUGGAAUAGGUGGUGCUGCAGCUGGUAUUUUACCAACAUUAUCAGAUCGUUAUAUUAAAACGCAAAAUCCACCAACAACGAUUAAACCAUCUGCAUUAUUGAAUUUUCUAACUAAAGCAGACAUUGGUUUCAAUCAGGCAAUCAAUCAUUUUGAGCAGGGUACACCAAUUGAAUCUGCUGCAAUUGAUAUUUUAGAAGUUGCAUUGGGUAGUGAAAAAUUAGAUAGCCAAGCUAAAUUACUAGGCCAUAUUGAUCGAACAAUUGGUAUUGAUAAUUUGCAAAGGUUGCAAAGAUGGGUAAAUACAGGUGGUGCAUUGGACGCUCUCAAAGAACAGCUUGCCAACUUUGUUAAGAACUACACAAUACCGGAGAAUUUGCUUCCUACCGUACCACCUCAAUUGCAGUACCUUUUUGCACCAGGAAGGAAACGAUAG
This is a messenger RNA of Brugia malayi, 2475 nucleotides long. RefSeq lists its product as hypothetical. Lineage: Eukaryota; Metazoa; Nematoda; Chromadorea; Rhabditida; Onchocercidae. The record is from RefSeq and is a predicted model, not a curated record. The coding region runs from base 1 to 2475 and encodes 824 amino acids. The transcript is spliced from 13 exons.